AUUAAGGUGCACCCCCGGGUUCCUCCUCACCAUGCGGUUGACGCUACACAAGAAGAAGAUCGCCACCCUGCUGCUGUUCCUGGGAAUGGCCUUCUGUGCCUGGCUGCUCUUCUCCUCUGACGAGGAUGAAUUGGACGAACCCUUACCGGUGCCGACGCUGUCCAUCGAAGCCCGCCAACCCUCCGGCUUCCUGCUUCCCCGGGGUUCCCCUAUGCAGAUGCGCCUGGGGGCUUACCGCAACAACCUCCGGCAACCGAUCUUCAACGCUAAUAAUUUUUCCGGCCGCCCCGAGCUGGUGGUGGUGGCACAGAUACGUGGAGGGCCAGGGAGCGGCGCCCGCUUGAAACUGCUGGCCGAGUCGCUGCAGACCGCCGGACCGGGUGCCACCGGCCGCCUCCUUCUGGUGCUGAGCAUGGAGAAACCAUGCGCCGAGGCUGCCAAUGCCAUGAGGACUAUUGACUUCUGCCGGGUGCUGCCCAUCUACUUCGCCUACAGCGCCAGCUUCUACCCGGAUGAGUUUCCAGGCUCUGACCCGGCCGAUUGCCCCAGGGACCUGCCCAAGGAAUCCGCCAUAUUGAAAGGCUGCACCAACGCUGAAUACCCCGACAGCCACGGGCACUACCGAGAGGCAACCUUCACUCAGGAGAAGCACCACUGGAUGUGGCAGCUGCACUUCACGUGGCAGACGCUGCGGGAGGUGGUCGGUUACAGCGGCUACGUCCUCUUCCUGGAGGAAGGCAGCUACCUGCUCCCAGACUGGCUGCACAUCCUCAGACUCAUGCAGAAGCAGUGCAAGGAGGAAGGGUGCCACUUGCUCAGCCUAGGUGGCACGUCCAUUCCGGAGGUGUCGCCUGACCCCCAGCAGCUAGAGGUGAGCGGCUUCGUGGCGCCCAAGCACCGUUCCGCACUUGCCAUGUCGAGAGAAGUCUAUUACCAGCUGAUGGGCUGCCUGGCGGAGUUCUGCACCUACGACGACUACAACUGGGACUGGAGCCUCCAGCACGUGUCCGCCACCUGCCUGUCCCACCCGCUGAAAGUCCUGUACACCCGCCUGCCGCGGGUCCUCGACCUCCCCGGCCAGCCGGACGAAAGGGGGAUGUGCGCGCGCACCGGACCCUGCUCCAACAUAGACGCUGCCUCGCAAGCCCUCAGGGAGAAAGUGCGGCAGCUGAGCGGGCGCCUCUUCCCAAAAACUGUCGAAGUGGCCGCCAGGCAGCAGGAGGUGCGCAACCCGCCGCCCAUGGUGAACGGAGGCUGGGGCGACGUAAGAGACCACGUGCUGUGCAAAAAUUACGCCAGGCUGUGAAGCGCCAGCUCUGCCUAUCUAGCGACCAAAACUGCGACCAAAGUCAUAAAGUUUACUCAGGAA
Nanorana parkeri is the source of this 1369-nucleotide messenger RNA. Its product is annotated as alpha-1,6-mannosyl-glycoprotein 2-beta-N-acetylglucosaminyltransferase-like. Bases 32 to 1306 code for a protein of 424 amino acids. The record is from RefSeq and is a predicted model, not a curated record. The transcript has a single exon. Gene Ontology annotation, molecular function: alpha-1,6-mannosylglycoprotein 2-beta-N-acetylglucosaminyltransferase activity. Gene Ontology annotation, cellular component: Golgi membrane; Golgi stack. Lineage: Eukaryota; Metazoa; Chordata; Amphibia; Anura; Dicroglossidae. Gene Ontology annotation, biological process: protein N-linked glycosylation; oligosaccharide biosynthetic process.